ACUGAAAAGGUUGAUUUAAACGGGUUUCUUACGCCUGGAAUAAUGAAAAGGCUCCUGAAAACGCGUUUAAUGAAUAUGCAAGUAAAGACAGUUUUACUGCUAUGUUUGGCCUGUAGUGUAGGAAUAGUUCUUGCUUACGAGUGGAUUCCAAUGUGGAAAAUGGAUACUCAUAACGAUGGCGUCAUGGCAAGAAACGUUUCUGUUACUCCAGAACCGGAAAUUACGGAUUAUAAUCUACACUGGCGUCAUAAAGAUGGCGUGUUUGUAAAACGGGUAAAAAGUGUCGUUGAACAGAAACACGCGCAUGACGAUGUGGUGUCGUCCCUUGAUGUGGACACAAUGGACUGUGACGGAAGGAAGUCCGGUGGCGCACGAGGGGAAGAAUUCACGGAGAUCGGACCGGAAGUGUUUGUGUAUUCGGUAUUUUUCGACGAUCGACCUCGACAGAGGUUUAUCAGAAUGAUAGCUACUUACAAGUACGGAAAAGAUCGAGAUGUUUUAAAUCGAUUCUAUUGUCUUUUUGAGAACGACGUUACAUAUAAUUCCACAUCUUACAUAUCAACUAACAUUUCGUUUUAUGAAAUGUGUGAAAAUCACCGAAAACCGUUCGGCGGGUGGAUAUUGUCGUGCCCUGUUCCACAGGAGUUGAAGUCCAUCCCGUUAUUCAUACGUGUUUACCAGGGAGGCCUAAAGGUAAAUGGAAUAGCCCCAUCAAUCAAAUUAUGUGUUAAAUCAUACGCUAAAAACGUCGAGACAAGAAAACUCAGCUUUGGCGUGUGCGUCCCUCCAAUAUUCGGCGACGUUCGACCCAAAGACGUCAUUGAAUUCAUUGAGCUUAACCGCCUACUAGGUGCUGAAAAAAUUCUAAUUUAUUACGAGGUUUCAGACCACUCUGUGUCAUCUAGUGUCUUACGGGUGUUACGUUAUUACCAGUCCAUGAACGUGGUGCAUCUAAUGACGUGGGGUCUGCCGUUUGACGACAAAAACGUUUGGUACCAUGGCCAAUCGCUGGCGAUUAACGAUUGUCUGUACAGACACAUGAAUGACUUUCACCAUAUUGCCUUCAUCGAUUUAGACGAAAUAAUAGUGCCAAAAGGAGACAGUCAAACAUGGAACGACGUUAUGACAAAUCUUAAAACUACUUAUGGUAAAAAAUUCACAGACGCGAGCGCAUUUAGUUUCAAAACAGCGUUUUUCUCGCCAGAAUUCUCUAGACACGUGUACUCAAACGAACUCGGCACAGUCGUACGCACAAACCGGACUCUGCAUUUCAGCUACAGACGUCACAAGCUCAUUGUCCGCCCCGAACGGAUAUUUGAGCUGGGAAUCCAUCAUGUGUCCCGUUCGUGGCCAGACGACAUUCAGCACGAGAAUCUCGUGGUACCAAAGGAGAUUGCGUUUAUUCACCAUUACCGCGCAUGCGUGCAAGAAUUCGGGAUACACUGCAACAUGCGCUUACAAGAUUUUGGUUUGGCAAACCUUUAUGGAACACAGUUAAAUUACAACGUGUUGAAAAUAAUGAGUAGCAUCCCUAAUUAAAUAAAUUGAGCAUGAUGUGUUCCGGCGUAUACGUGUGGUAUUUGUGGUUUAAUGGCAAAUUAAAUGGGAUUAAUCACAUUAUUUACUUUAUGUUAAGGGCUCAUUCAAGCAAUCGCAUUGCACUCACUAGCGGAUUUAAAAUCGUCCAAGUUUACUUUUUAUGUCAAUA
This is a messenger RNA of Mya arenaria, 1708 nucleotides long. Its product is annotated as beta-1,4-galactosyltransferase galt-1-like. The coding region runs from base 43 to 1539 and encodes 498 amino acids. The record is from RefSeq and is a predicted model, not a curated record. NCBI's taxonomy places the organism in Eukaryota, Metazoa, Mollusca, Bivalvia, Myida, Myidae. The transcript has a single exon.